Onthophagus taurus is the source of this 2902-nucleotide messenger RNA. Its product is annotated as mediator of RNA polymerase II transcription subunit 25. Gene Ontology annotation, cellular component: transcription regulator complex; mediator complex. Gene Ontology annotation, biological process: positive regulation of transcription by RNA polymerase II. NCBI's taxonomy places the organism in Eukaryota, Metazoa, Arthropoda, Insecta, Coleoptera, Scarabaeidae. The record is from RefSeq and is a predicted model, not a curated record.
AGUAAAGAAAUAUACGAUUAAUUAAUAAGAAUGAUUUAAAUAAAAUAAAUAAUAAAUCGUUUUUUCUAAUCUAAAAAAUGGUGGUGUGUACUUCCGAUAUGAACGGUGUACAAACUUUACAAUCCGAUAUAAUAUUCGUUGUGGAAAGUACAGCGAUUAAUGGGGCUUAUAUUAACGAUUUAAAAACUAAUUACAUCCUACCAUGUAUUGAGUAUUUUAGCCAAGGUAAUAACGAUGAGGGAAGUUACAUUUCUGAUAAUGCUAAUUCAUUAUAUGGGAUAGUAACUUACCAAACAGCUGAUUGUUUACCCCAACCAAUGACGGAUACAAUUGGUCCAUUUAAUAAUGCAACAAAGUUUAUAAAUGCAUUUGAUCGUUUGGAGUUAAUAGGUGGUAAAGGUGAAUCUCAUGCUCAUAUCUCAGAAGGUUUAGCAACAGCCUUACAAUGUUUCGAUGAAUUAAAACAAAAAAGAGAUCCUAAUGCGAACGUUCAAAGACACUGUCUUUUAAUUUGUAAUUCACCUCCUUAUUUAAUGCCUGCAAUGGAAUCUCAAUCUUAUGGCGGAAAAACUGCGGAACAAUUAGCGUUGAUUCUUGAUGAAAAAAAUAUUAAUUUAUCUAUAAUAUCACCAAGAAAAAUUCCAGUUUUAUAUAAGCUCUUUGAAAAAGCAGGGGGCGACUUAACAGUUUCUCAAUCGAAAAAUUACACGAAAGAUCCUAGACAUUUAGUUUUAUUAAAAGGAUUUAGUCUUAAAGAAAGGCCAUUAACCCCACCACAAGUUCCAGUAAAUCCCAAUCAAAAUCCUUUGGGAGCUACAAAUGUUGCUAUGACUUCUUUACCAAGUCCUCGUAUUGAUACAGAUAGCCCAAUUUCUGUGGCUAGUUCACAACCAAGUCAAACUAUGAUGGGGCCUGGUCCAGGUGUUCAAAAUAUUGGGCAAGGACAACCAUAUAGAACGCAACAAAAUAAUUCGGAUGUUCUAUUUUCCGGCAUGAGUCACAACCCAUCAAUGGUUGGGAUGGUUGGGCAGCAAAGAUUUCCAAAUCCCCAGUUUGCAAAUACCCAACUUCCGGCUCCUCCAAGUUAUCAUCAAGCUGGACAAGCUAUGGGACAAAGACAACCUUCUAAUAGAUGGGUUAUGCCCCCACGCCAACCCUUUAUGCCAAACACUCAACCAAAUACAAAUCAAGUUCAAGGAAGCGCCCUUAUCGCUCAAUUAACUCAACCACCAUCUUCAAUGCCUGGAGGAUCUGUUAACCAAUUUCAACUUGGUGGUAACUCCCCAAUGCAACAACAACAACAACAACAAGCUCAACAACAAGCCCAACAGCAACAAUUACAACAACAACAGCAAGCUCAACAGCAGCAGGUUCAGCAGCAACAGGCGCAACAACAACAACAACCAGUUAGGAUUAAUCAAAAUAUGGUGAAUCAAUCGCAGGGACAAAUGCAACAAAGUCCCGCUCAAAGCGUGGCUGGAAAUGCUCCUGUUGGUGCUUCACCCGCUCAAGUUGCUCAAAGCGGACAACAAAGUCAACAGUUAAGUAAUGGUCGCCAAAGGCAAACGAUUUGGCAUGGUGUUCUUGAGUGGAUUGAGAAGUUAAAGACGCCCAAUUUGAACGAUCCCAAACAAACUAAGCAAGUUCCCUGUCAGGUUACUUCGAAUUCUAAAGAUGGAGAACCGGAAUUGAAAGCGGAUGGUUGGCCCACAAAAUUGAUGAUGCAAUUGAUGCCAAAACAACUUAUAGGAACGAUUGGAGGGGCUUAUUUAAAAAAUUCAAAAUCAGUUUUGUUCCAUCCUCAGCAAUGUGAUGCUUUAGAAUCAUUAACAAAAGUUAUGAAUUCAGGAUUUGCCGGUUGCGUUCAUUUUACGAGUUCAUCAAACAGCUUAAACACAUGCGACAUAAAAGUUUUAAUUUUAUUAUACACAGCUGAAAAGCAGGCGUAUUUAGGUUUUAUUCCCAACGACCAAGCCGCUUUCGUUGAUCGUUUAAGAAAAGUGAUUCAACAACAAAAAUCGAUGCAAUCCAACCCCAGGCAAAAUCCUGGUCCUAAUAUGUCGCCCCAAGUUGGUGGAAACAUUCCAAUUAGCGGAGCUCCUACUCAACUUCAACCAGGAAAUAGUCCAGUUACUUCUCAAUCGACCCAACAAGGUUUAAUGAUAUCCCAAACUAACACAAUGACGAUGGGUGGUGGGCAAAUCACGCAAAAUGUCGUUCCGCAAACGGGUCAAGGCGCUCCAGGAAUGAAUGUACUUCAAGCUAACGUAGUUUCUGGAGCGCCGGGAAUGCCACCAAGAAUUCGCAUGCAAAAUAUGCAACAAGUUGCCGGACAAAUGCAACAAACCACGCAACAAAACCAACAAUCAAUGGGUGGUCCAAUGAUGUCGGGGCCCGUCCAAAGAGCUCCAUUCGAAAAUCAAAUUCAAAUGGAUCGGCAACAAAAUCUAGAAAAGAUUAAUCAGCUAAAACAGACUUUAGAGGCCGCUCAACAGCAAGAACAACAGUACAAAAAUCAAUUGGAAAGAAUUAGCCAUAUGAAGACAUCACAAUUACAAGAAGCUUUACAAAUAGCUCAACAACAAGAAAUGCAGUAUAAAAUGAUGGAUCAACAACGUUUGGCUAAUCAAAAUAACGCCCAAGCUAAUAGUAUUAAUAAUCAACGAAUGGUUCGUCCUGUUAUGGGAAAUAAUCAAUUAAGACAUUUGUUACAAGCGCAACCAUAUCGUCAAGUUAUGGGAAUGCAACAAAUGGGAAGUGGGCCAAGACCAAAUAUGGGCCAACAAAUGCAAGGACAAGGCGGUAAUCAACAAGUUCAAUUUGAUGAAGGUUUCGAUAUGAUGUUUAAUUAAUUAAAAUUUAAUGUAUUAAUAAUCAUUUAAUUAAGUUUUUAUUUCUUAAA